Molecule: messenger RNA, 1218 nt
Organism: Brassica napus (rape)
Lineage: Eukaryota; Viridiplantae; Streptophyta; Magnoliopsida; Brassicales; Brassicaceae
Exons: 3
Coding region: 71-793 (240 amino acids)
Molecular function (GO): nucleic acid binding; RNA-DNA hybrid ribonuclease activity
Source: RefSeq, a predicted model, not a curated record
UGAAAAUGCCUAUGUAGAGCGAAGAAACCACUCACUCGUCCCUAACACGACACAAACCUAGGCAAAAGUUAUGGAAGGUCGUGACUCGGAUUCCGACAAAGCCCGCCGGUUACAGACAUUGGAGGCGUUUGCAGCGUCUCUCUCCUCCCGAUCUCGUACUCCUGAGACGCAACCGAGUGCGAACACGUCUGCUCCCGCUACCGCAGCGGAGAACGGCCGGAACAGUUCGGCGCCUAGAGGAGUUUCGAAGAAUGCGCGUCGAAGAAACUCCAGAGGCAAAGGGAAAACCCACGAAGCAGCCGCCGCUGGUGCACGGGGAGGUUACCGAAACCCUAACGCUAAAGUCGGUAACUUUCGAAAUGAGUACGUGUACGUUCCUAAGAAGCCUUCGCCGUCGGUUGUUAGUUCGGCGAAAUUAGUCGGUGAGGGUGGUUCGACGGUUAAGUUUAGCGGGGAUGUGUUGUAUAGGCUUUACUUUAAGGGUUUGGUGAGUGAAGAGAGUUGGACUGGGAAGGGGAAAGGGAAGACGGCUGACGUGGCGGCUGGAUUUGGGGUUGCGAUUUGCGACCAGAGGGAUGGUUUGUUGUUUGAGUUAAAGGGGGAACUGCUUGGCCUUGGCUUGAACCCUCAAGGAGCGGAAGUUAAGGCGUUGACACGAGGGUUAACCGAAGCCUCGAAGCUUGGGAUCAAACAUGUUGUUAUCUUCUGUGAUUCUUAUCCCAUUUUCCAAUAUACGAUGAAGAUUUUGAUUACGGCUUUGGUGACUUCCCCUUUGGUUUUGGGCAGAAUAUGAAUGGUGCUAAAGGGUCCUUUGAUCCUUACUCCGAACUGCCAGCUGGUGUGCCCCAUUCCCGUCGGAUGCUGGAGUAUAAGGCUCUCCACGACAUGCUUCGCCCGGGUGAGGAGUUUGCAAGUGAGGACUGCCCAUACUUUGGAAAGUAUGGGAAGUACGCUACAUUUUAUGACUCGGACGGCUAUGAAUACGACGAUUACACGAACCCUUUCCAUCCUGACUACGACUGAGGUUUCUGUCUGGAACCAAGCUUGUUGUUCUCUUUUCGCAUUUUACUUUUCCAGGGCCAAACUCAUUUGCUACAUUUUGCUCUUUCUUUCUGUCUUUAACCUCUCUGUUUUGAGGUUCAUAUUUCCGUGACUUUGUUCCGUUUUGAGUUUGGUUGAUUCAGAACUUGUAGUAUCUAUCUAUUCUUCUUGCUUCCA